GUCAAAUUUGUUUUUUUAUCCUUUUUAAUAACUUUAUUAUCAAAAUGGCUCCCAUCGGUACUGUCAAGUCCUAUCCUCAAAACACUCGUGUUGCCAAGGCUCAAAUCACUGCUGAAUUAAGUGGUGUCGAGUUCAAGGUUGAAGAAUUCAACAUUCAAACCGAUAAGAACGCCGAGUUCUUGAACAAGUUCCCCUUGGGUAAGAUCCCUGUUCUUGAGUCCAACGAAGUCAACCUUUUCGAGUCCUCUGCUAUUGCUUUCUACGCUGCUGCUCAAAAGGAGAACAACCCUCUUUUGGGUUCCACUCCUGCUCAAAAGGCUGAAAUCAUGCAAUGGUUGCUCUUCUCCGAGAACGAGAUCAACACCAACCUCGGUGGCUGGAUCUAUCCUUUGAUGGGUUAUGUUACCUACAUGAAGCCUAACGUUGAUGCCGCUACCGAAAAGGUCAAGAGAGCUCUUGGUGCCCUUAACACCAUCCUCAAGUCCAAGACUUACCUCGUUGGUGAGGCUGUCACUUUUGCUGAUAUCGCUGUCGUCACUGCUCUUGCUCUUGGUUUCAAGACCGUCUUCGAUAAGGCCUUCCGUGCCGAGUUCAAGAACGUCACCCGUUACUUCACUACCGUUGCCAACAAGGCCGUCUUCAAGAAGUACCUCGGUGAAGUCGAACUCUGUGAGACUCCCCUCAAGUACGUUGCCCCCAAGAAGGAGAAGAAGGCUGCUGCCCCCGCUGCCGCUGCUGCUCCCAAGAAGGAAAAGAAGGAAGCUGCCCCCAAGGCUGCUGAUGAGGAAGAGGCUAAGCCUGCUCCCAAGCCCAAGUCCAAGUUGGAUUUGUUGCCUCCUUCUCCCUUCAUCUUGGAUGCCUGGAAGCGUGAGUACUCCAACAACGACACCAAGGAUGCCAUCAAGUGGUUCUGGGAACACUUUGACCCCGAGGGUUACUCCAUCUGGAAGGUUGACUACAAGUACAACGAUGAACUUACCUUGACCUUCAUGUCCAACAACUUGAUUGGUGGUUUCUAUGCUCGUCUUGAACGUGCUCACAAGUACGCUUUCGGUUCCAUGAUUGUCCGUGGUGAGAACAACAACAACACCAUCUCUGGUUACUUUGUUGUCCGUGGUCAAGAAGUUCCUUAUGAAAUCUAUGAUGCUGCUGAUUAUGGAUCUUACAACUUCCAAAAGAUUGAACCUUCUCAAUACGAAGAAAAGAAGGAUGAGAUCUUCAAGUACUUUGCUUGGGACUUUGAGGAUUGUGUCGAUGGUAAGGUCUUCAAGUAAAUUACUUAAAUCCUUUCUUUCCCUUUCUCUUAUAUAUAAAAAAUGAUUUAAAUAUUAUUUGUUUUUAAAAUAAAAUUGAACAAAACAAAAAAAAAUU
This is a messenger RNA of Mucor mucedo, 1371 nucleotides long. RefSeq lists its product as uncharacterized. The record is from RefSeq and is a predicted model, not a curated record. The transcript is spliced from 3 exons. Lineage: Eukaryota; Fungi; Mucoromycota; Mucoromycetes; Mucorales; Mucoraceae. Gene Ontology annotation, cellular component: nucleus; cytoplasm. Gene Ontology annotation, biological process: translational elongation. The coding region runs from base 45 to 1274 and encodes 409 amino acids. Gene Ontology annotation, molecular function: translation elongation factor activity.